Hydatigera taeniaeformis is the source of this 2295-nucleotide messenger RNA. The record is from the annotation of a GenBank genome assembly. Lineage: Eukaryota; Metazoa; Platyhelminthes; Cestoda; Cyclophyllidea; Taeniidae.
AUGUUUAGACGGAAGGUGGGCAAAGGAGGUAAGGAUCACACGGAAAAUGAACUUGAUCCUUUUCAACUUACUGUCGACACCAGUCACCUGAAGCUUGAUGAUGCUACUCUCGAAAAAGAACUGGUUUCUAUUCUUGGAAGCGACGGAGCUGACGAAGAAGCAGAAGUUGAAGUACCAUCUGCUUCUCAACCCAAGAUGAAAACUGAGUCUUUCCCGUUCGAUGACGAGUUUGAGUUGCUACACCAGCUUGAAACGAAAUUAGAGGUCAGUGAUGGUAAUGGUGAACUCGAAAUACCAUCGAUUGGAGCAUCCUCGUGUUCUAAUGAAGGACCAGUGAUUCAUAAAAACAAAGCCCUGUCGAUUGUUUUGGAACGAAAGGCAGCUCUUGAGAAUAUUAUUACUUCAAUGAAAUCUUCUAGUGCCUUGACAGAUGUUGAUAGAGCCUGUUUGCAUCGAUAUGAACAGCUACUGGCCUUCGUAAAUUCGAUGGCAGAAAAAGCUGAGCUUAACAGUCCUAUCGACUUGAGGGAUCUCCCUCCUAUUCCAUCAUUAUCCUCAUCAUUUGAUUCAGGAUCAGUGACUUCAUCACAACGAAAAACAGGGGAAAAUAUUGUUUUAGAUUACAUUAAUUCAGAGAUUUCGAAGUCAAAACCUACUGUCAUGUCAGAUUCUAACAAAGCGGCUGCUGUUGGGCAACUGAAAGCACGACUCACUGAAUAUCGGUGCGCGGCGGCACUAGCCCAAAAGGAGGGCAAGAAGUCUCGUGAAGCAGAGUUAAUGGUGGCAGUCAAUGCACUUGUUGAGGCGAUUCCUCGGAUAGAAUCUGGUGUAGAAGAAUUCGAUCCCUCUGACAUGCCUCCGCCGCCUGAGCAUUUUCAUCUGCCUCCUGAGGCUCUGGCUGAGGUUACUGGGGGCAUCCAGCAGAGUCCUUCGACUGAUCAGUCACCUGUGUCGGCACCCUUAGCAAAAGCCCAACCUUCUGAUCCUACUGUUGCUGCUAUCGCCAAAGCAGCGUCUUCAACUGUGGCCAGUAAGGAGUCUCUUACUGCUAGAAUACAAAUUCUUAAGGCAAUGAUUCAAAAAGCAAAUGCCUCAGAUAAGCGUCUUUACGAGCGGACUCUUCAAGCCUACAACAAAGCGCUGCGUGCCUUCGAGGCGGGUAUUCAGUUCAACUACGGUGGACUCAAUCCUUUACCUUCUUGUCCGCAGUUCACCUCCUCUGCGUCUUCACCACCGCUUUCCACUGAUCUCGCUAGCUCCUCAGCGCUUGGGUCCGCCUCGUCAAGUGAAUCUCGAAAACUGGAGUUGUUGCUUAAACGUCAAACGGAGCUGCGUAGGGCGGCGGCCCAAGCCAAGGCACGUGGAGACAUGACUGCGGCUCGGGAGUAUCUACGGUCCUCCAUGGGCAUGAACAAUAUGAUUCGCUCGGUGAAUGCAGGUCUUCCAAUUGAUUUGAAGCAGCUUCCCUCUCCUCCUGGUGUGUCUGCGUCUGUAGCUGGCAAUUCACAAAUGCAACCAAUCUUAUCAGGUGUUGCUUGUGAUCCGCCGGUCGAUUUUCAAACAGCCAUAGUGACGGCUGGAAAUGACCCUAUGGCUAUCUGUGAUAAAUUGAUAAGUCAGCUGGAAGCCCAAGCAGCUGAAGCCGAGAGUUUGUCCAAAGAUCACCGUGAAGCAGGCUUAUCGAGUCUUGCUGAUAAGUUCUUUGAUCUGGCUGACGUCUCGCGCAAGUGGAUUGCUCUCACCACUGCCUACAAGCACCGUUCACGGGUUCCCCAGUACGCAUUCGAGAAGGCCAACCUUUCUCGACUUAACAUAAAUACUGACCUGGGUGAUGGAGUAUUGGAAGUCACAGUGGUUAGAGGAAUUUCUCUCCCUGUGCCCUCGUGCCUCAACGGUCCUUCGGCACUCGAUACUUACGUCACCCUUGAACUACCUUUUCCAUCCUCUGAGUCCCCGCAAAAACACUCCACAGAAUGGGCACGCCACACGAAUGAACCAACCGACUACGGUGGUUAUCAAGCUUCUGCACGCUUCGAGGUGAAUCGGAAGGCUAAGUCUUAUGAGCGCCUGUUACAGGGUAUAAAAUCGCUAAAAGCCACAGUUUACUAUAACCGUGGACUAUUGAAGCGACCGGCAGUGUUGGGCACGGUGUCGGCGAAAUUAAAUGAAUUAAUGGCAAAUGCUACCUACACUGCCUGCUAUGAUCUGAUGGAUGGAAGGAAAGCUGUAGGAGGCCUACUUGAAUUGCGCUUUAGGCACCGGACACCGCUUCAUGUACGGAAAUAUUACAAUUAA